Molecule: messenger RNA, 10820 nt
Organism: Cygnus olor (mute swan)
Lineage: Eukaryota; Metazoa; Chordata; Aves; Anseriformes; Anatidae
Gene: RSU1
Product: Ras suppressor protein 1
Exons: 10
Coding region: 79-1026 (315 amino acids)
Molecular function (GO): protein binding
Source: RefSeq, a predicted model, not a curated record
GAGGGGAGCCGAGGGGAGCCGGGCAGCGCCGGGCAGCGCCGGGCAGCGCCGGGCAGCGCCGGGCAGCGCAGCGCCGCCAUGUCCAAGUCGCUGAAGAAGAUGGUGGAGGAGAGCCGGGAGAAGAACCAGCCCGAGGUGGACAUGUGCGACCGCGGCGUCUCCAACAUGCUGGACGUGCCCGGGCUCUUUACCUUGUCUCAUAUCACGCAGCUGGUUCUCAGUCACAACAAGCUUACCACUGUGCCAGCAAACAUCGCGGACCUGAGAAAUAUAGAAGUGCUCAACUUUUUCAACAACCAGAUUGAGGAGCUGCCUACACAGAUUAGCAGCCUUCAGAAGCUCAAACACCUGAAUCUUGGCAUGAACAGAUUAAAUACCUUGCCAAGGGGAUUUGGCUCUUUACCAGCUCUGGAGGUUCUUGACUUGACUUACAACAACUUAAAUGAAAAUUCUCUACCUGGAAACUUCUUCUAUCUGACCACCCUGCGUGCACUCUAUCUAAGUGACAACGAUUUUGAAAUCCUGCCGCCAGAUAUUGGGAAGCUCACAAAGUUGCAGAUACUGAGUCUUAGAGACAAUGACCUGAUAUCACUGCCUAAAGAAAUUGGGGAGCUCACUCAGCUUAAAGAACUUCAUAUCCAGGGAAAUCGUCUUACUGUGCUGCCACCAGAACUAGGUAAUUUGGAUUUGACUGGUCAAAAGCAAGUCUUCAAAGCAGAGAACAAUCCUUGGGUGACCCCAAUAGCCGACCAGUUCCAGCUGGGAGUGUCUCAUGUUUUUGAAUACAUUCGUUCAGAAACAUACAAAUAUCUUUACGGUAGACACAUGCCGAAGUUAGAAAUUUUGAUUUCUUCUGGAAAAGUUGUUUUAUGCUGCCUUCCUCUUAAAUACAGUCCUGUUCAUAUAAUGACAUACUCCAGCCUAGGUUGUUCUAGAGAUUCAGCAGUACCUAUGACCAAAACCUGGCUGAUAAGUGUCCCAGUUCUGAGUGAUUUUUAUCUUUGGAGGUGGCAAACAAGUGCCUGACACUUGCAGUAAUCUGCACAUUGCGUUUUGUUUAUGGAGGAAAGUUUGCAUCUAAAGGGUUCUUACGGGCCAAGUUGAAACCUACAGAUGCAUUUUAUUAGACUGGUUGAUAUAAUAACCUGAGCACUCAAAAAUAUCUGAUAUUUGAGUUUUCAAAGAUAAACAUCUUCCUUUCACAUGCCAGUGCAUGGACUCUCAUUGGAUUAUGGCAGUACUGAUUCUUGCUCCUUAUUCUGGCAAUGUCAGUUUGUAAGUAUGGCAUUACAAGAUUUUUUUUUCCCCAAGUAAUCUUUACUUAUGGACAAAUAAAUGCCUUGUACUGUAUGGUGUCAUGAAUGAUAAUUAAAACUUAAUAUUUCGUCUACUUGGCAACUCUUGUAUCCACUAAUUUAGAUAAUUAUUCAUAAAGUUUGUUUCAUUGUUUAAUUAUGUGGAACGUUUAGUUUUAAUCCUCUGAAACUGUUUACUAAAGCCAGGUUUAUAUAUUUUCACAAAGUAAGUAGUGUGAGUUGCUUUCAUUAUUUCUCCACUAAAAAACAUUUCAAGAUUGAUAAGCAAGAAAAUGAGACCUUCCUAACAAAAGUGAAGGUUAGUCAUUUCUCUUUCCCUGUAAAGGAUUAAUUUGGGACAGUAGAUAAUACUAGGACGUAUUUCACAAGAAAUCUUCCGUUCUACAAACACAUUUCACAGACGGUGGAGUUUGGAAUCAGAAAGGCCACUUUCACUCAAGCGUUAGUGCAUUGGAGGUGUGUUUGGAUGGGGAUAUACGCGUGAACACUAAUGCCUAUACAUAUCAGAGAGGUAAGGAGUCUUGAGUCAGAUAAGCCAAAACACCCCCUGUGAUUCUCCUAGAAAGAGAAUUGGACUUCUAACAACUUGUGAGUUUACAUAUUGGUGUUGUAUGUGUCUGUGCACACGUAACUAUUCAUAAAUAUUCGCCCGCAUUCCUGUAUGUAUUAAGUUUAGAGAGGAAAUAAUGUAUGUAUUGUUCAGUAGAUGCAUCCAUUAUCUCAGUUCCAUUUUAGCCUCUUCUAGGAAGAAAGAUUUAGAAAACAACAGGCAUUGCAUUGUAGGCAUGUAGAAUUUUGUUGGUAUAAAAAAAAAGGUGUUAAAAUAAAUCUGUAAAAAAUAAUACCCAUAGGUAAAAUAGUGAGAUGAUCAAAAUGAAUCAUGGAAAGAACUGAUGAAAAAUGCAGAUAUUGCAGAAUCCAACUUAUUAUAUUCAUGGGUAUCAUAAUUAAUUAUUUAAUUCUAGAUAUACACAUUAUAGCCUAAAAAUGUAUUGCAGGUUUACAACUGACUAGCUAUUUUAUGUGGCAGAAUGUAGUCUUUGCAUAUUUAUUAAAAUUAUUCAUAACUGGUUGCUGCCUAGAUGAGCCGCUCCAUUCUUAUGUCCUGCUUCAAUACAUUAUCUUAACCAUUUUAUCAUGGCAUUAUAAUGGAAAUCUGUCUAAAUUUUAGAAUGAUCCAUGGGGCGUUUUCCAAAACCCCUAUCAGCAUCUCUUAAAAACACGUAUUUAUGGUUUCCAUUUAAGCAUACUUUCAAAGGGUUUAGUAGCAAUACGUAUUUUCUGCAUGUAAUUGUUCCAUUUAAAAAGAAAAAAAAAGUUUAUGUAGAAGAAAAAGACAAAAAGACAUAUACUUUUUUAAAAAGCAUAUGCACUUAAAGUUUUUGUGCUUAUCAUUUUUACAACUUACAACUAUAAAUUGCUUCUUUUAAAGAUUUCAUAGCAUGGCAAAACAUUAUUUCUGCAAUUCCGUAAGCGUCCACAUAAAUGUCCUAGCAAAGUUAUAAAAUCAAUAAUUUAAAUAGUGGGGUGUGGUACCUCACAGCUGUUUCUCCUCAGUUUUUCAGGGUAACAAGACUUCUACUGAAAAAAAGUUGCAGAAGGGGAAGGCUUUCCACCAGCAUGAUGUGUGGUUAUUGUAAUUAUAAGAUAGUCGGUUAUCUGAUGGCGGUGCUGUUCUGUAAAUCUCCUGGUUAGUUUAUGUACAUAGGUAAUGCAUCUUCAUUUACAGUAGAAUUCAAAACAAAAAAGUCUGCCUGUACCAAUAUCCAGGAGAAAAAAAAAAAAACACAACACAAUACAUCUUGUAUAUCUUUUUUUACCAUACACACACAUUUUUUUAAAGUAAUUUGGAGGCGCAGCAGAAGAAAAAGAUUUGUUUUAUGAAGGAAAACAAAAACAAAACAAAAAACAAACUUUGGACAUUUCCACGUUAGGAAAGAACAGUUACAUGUUGGGUGGGGCUCACGUAAAAUCGAAGGAGCCCGAUACUGGAGCGGGAAUGUUUUGCUUUAUGGUGAAUACCGUUGAAAUGGGCAGUGGUGCCAUUUGCAUGGUAAUGCAGCAUUAUGUCCAAAAGUUGUCAGAAGCUAUUAGAGGGUAAUGAAAUUUUAUGCAAACCGUUGGAUGGACACUUUCCACUUGAUUAAAUACAUCUUGGUGGGGAAUAAAGGAACAAUCCCUUUUUAUACAUUGUCAUUUCACAUCUUACUGGAGUACAUGCGGAUUCCCAUUUAUAAUGGAACAGAGAACAGUUUAAGAGAGAAACACAUGCUAGUUCCAAGACUAACCCUGACAAAUCUGUAGAAACACUCCUUGUGACUGCUGCUCCGUGGUCACGAUUUGCCCAUAAAAUCCUUGGAUGCAGCGAGUGCUGUACACAAGGCAGCGCUAGCUGGGCAUUUCCUGCUCCCAAAGAAGCGCAGUAUCAGUUUUGUGGAGGAUUUUGCAAAGAAAAACGCUUGCACUCCGAGUGGUGCAGGAAAUCCUAUUGCAAGAUUAAGACUUUCUACGUAGGCCUAAUACUGCAAAUAAAAUGGUAAAAACAAGAAACAAGGAAGAAGAGAGAACAUGCAACUGUGUGUGUUUUGCCUUAACUGUCUGGGGAGGUUUCUAGCUGGAUCUGCUGGCCAAGUCUAAAUAUCCCUAAGGAGAAAACUAAGGAAUUAUUUUUAGACGGCCUAUCUACCCUCUGUCUGAGCUGUACCCUUCCAUAAAGUGAGUAAAAUAUCUCUCCAUAGUGAUAUAUGUCCAUUUAAUUCCUCUGCUUAAAUGUUUGGGAUCAUUGUGCCAGGUUUUGGGAACCGUCUUCCCUGUAUUUUCAACAUAAAGUGAGUGUUUAUUUCUCUGCGGAAAGUGUGAUGCUGUGGUUCAGGUCAGUAGGAGAGUGGUGAAAGCACGUCCUACUGAACUUCAUGUUUUCUAGGGCAAAAAAACAACUCUCACAAAUUACCCAUGUGCUUCUUGUGAGCCUAGGAGUACUGUAUUGUAAUGGUCUGUAGGUCCAUGUGCACUUCUCUGAAAUGGUGUGAUAAUAGAAAUAAAUUCCCUGAUGGUGUUCAUUAGAAGUUAUGCAAGAGCAAAUGGACUAGAGAAUUACCUGAAGUCACUGGAUUGCAAAACCUUAGAGCCCAGUAACAGCUAAUGUCAAACUGCGUGCUGAUUUGGGAGCGGAUCAUCCAGCAAGGUAACUGAGCAAGACGCAGAGGAGUGCCUCAAAGCCUGUGUCAAAACGAAUUUGCACCACGAAUAGCAAAGGGGUUUUCUCUUCGUGCAGUCCGAUGAACCUCGCUCAUCUGUGCAAGCAGAGCAGAUAAAAGAUGCACUAUGGGCUUUCUGGGAGUUCUGUAAUUGAAAGGAGGUUUUCUCUGGGAAUCCAGCACAAGAAGAGGUAGGUUGGCUGGAAGCUACUGAGAAGCGAAUCUGGGUUUGGCUGAGAGUGAGCCCAGCCCGUGGCAUUAAUUGCUUUGUGAAGUCUCCGCAGCAGUGACACUUCCUAGUGCCUGUGGGGUUGUGGCAGGCUCGAGGCUUACUGUCAGUACGAUUGUUUGGGGGAUGAAAGAUGGAUCCUUUGGAAAAUUUAACCUUACUUUUCUCCUUUGGAGAGCACACAGCCUUUUUCCCUCCCAGAACAACAUGACAUCAAUUUUACCAGGAGAGCCUGAAAAACACUCUCAGCCUGUGCUUUUUUUAUUUUUUAUUUUUUUUAACUAACAUAAUAAGCAAUUUGGGCCAAUAACUAGCUUUGGUCAGUCCUUCUGUAAACAGCAGCCAAUAAGCUCCUGUAAUCAAUUUUAUUAUAACCUUUGCUGUCCUGUUAACCUACUCCAUCGAGGGGAAGUGCUUAAUGCUAUUGCCAUUACAAUCUCAGGAACUUUGAGGCAGUAAAGAAUAACACUAGUUCAACUUCAGGCCUUGUUCCUGAAGUCUAAUUUAAUGUAAUUGUUAUAUAUGGCAUUACAGAGUGGUAAACAGCUUUUUGUGCCUGCUGGGGCUUUUGUUGCUGUUGGUUUGUUGGGUGGUUGGUUUUUGUGUGUGGUUUUUUUCUUCCACCUAAUGAUGCCAACAAAAGUGACCUGGCGGUUUUCCUUUAAUUAAAAUGAGUCUAUGUGAAUUAGUGUGUGAAAAUCACGGGGUACAGCACUAAUUGGAGUUUAGGCAACCGCUUCCCUAACCUCUCACAGUGAAACUUCUAAACAAAACGUUUCAGUUUUCUUUUUAGUAUCCUGAAAGGUUUUCAUAGCUAGGUAUAAUAACGAUUCUUGACCUUUUAGGACAAAUACAGCUCUUUUUUUCCUGAAUAAAACCUUUACAGCAUCAUUCAUUUGUGGCUGGUCUUACCUGUGGUUUUGACUGCUUCUGCUUCUGGUUUUGGCAACAAAUAUCCUGAGGACCCGAGAAAAGAUUUUGUGUUAAACCCAUGACCCAUCGAGCCCAGCAGCCUCCCUGCAAGAGCUGGUAGGAGAUAGCGUUCAGGGAGAAGACUCCAGACUCCCAGCACCUGGAGCUUUUGUAUUAGGGGUGCUGGAGUCACAUCCCUGCUGUUCCUUUUAUCAUCUGUUUGUGGACCCGUUGUCCAUGAAUUCAUCUCAUUCUUCUUUGCAAUUUCUGAGGCCGUGUGCCAUCGUGGUCUCCUGCACCAGCAAGUUCUGGAUGUUCACAAUCUGCGGUGUAAAGUACUGCCUUUUUUCUGUUUGAACUGAUCUUCCUGACAUGGAAAUGGGGUUGGUUAUACGUUAAUAUUGCAUUGUUUUGCUAAUACACAGAGGCAGUGGCAAAGAGUUGUCAUAGCUGAGUCAAGCAUUCCUUUUCAGAUGAGGCACCAUAAGGCAGAAAUGAACAGCGGUGGGAGCUGAGCACCACUAUUUCUUAUGAAAGUUAGCCACUUCAUAUCAGGUAGCUCAGUGCAUCUUACCCCUGGAUGUGCUAAACCACAACUUGAGGAGUACGGAUGUGGGGAGGGGGUUUGUAAGGUGGCAGGAAGCGUAGGGGAGAAGGGUUUGUACAGGAAAGGGAGUGAUGAAUUAUAUGGAGCAAGCUUAGGAUCUCGUGGUGUGCUGGCAGCUGUGCAGUGUAUGGAAGGGGACAGUGAGUGGGGAUGGUGUGGCCUUGUUGAGCUGCCCCGGGGAUGUACGGGGAGGGGGUGAUGUCUGCAGUAUUACAGUCAGGCAAACCUGAACGCCAGGAGUGCACUAAAAGGAUUUGCUCAAGUAUGAUGAACACUUGUUUCACUGAAAAAAAAAAAUCCGGAUCAAGAGUAAAGUAACUGAUAACACUGACAGUUUUCUAAUCUCUCUAGGCUAUGAUUAUGUACAUUCUGGAAGCUCAGAAGUCAGAUGUUUGUCUAGGAUGCGUAGAGGUAGCAAAGAGUUCUGACAGCAUUAAUGGCUUUUCAGUGCAAAAUUCUAGGUGUCCUAAUUGAACCAGAAGUGCUGAAGGUUGCCAUUUUGGAGGAAAGCACUCCUGCAUAGAUUUUGAACGCCGAUUAUCAAUCUACGCUGCAGUAGACUAGAUCAAAAUCAAUAUUUCUGCCUGGAAUUCACACAGCCUCUUUGAGAGACGAGAUUAAUAUGGUUACUGUUCAACUCCAUGUUCUCAAUCAGCUAAGUAUGUGCACUUGUCAUUCAUAUUUUGUUUUUAGCUUGUUAUUCUGACAGAAAAGUCUCUGAGGAAUGAAAGGAGAGCCAGUUUGAAGAGUAAGUGAUGUAACAUUUACAUAUUUUCACACUGUUAGGGAAGCCGGCUGUUAGACUUUGAACAUUAUUUAUUCAUUUGAUGCUGCUAUUUGUUACAGACCCCUGAAAUACGUUACUGACAUAACUAAACCAUCCAUCUCGCCUUAGGAUUUCUACUGAUUGCUAAUUUUGUUGACUAGGUGGUGCAAGAAGUUUAAAAUACGUUAAAGCUAAAAAGACAGGAUUCUGUAGAGUUUUUUUUCCUAAUACUAUGUUUUCAUAGUGAGGUGCAAGAGAGGUUUGCGUUUUGUUUUGUGUUGUGUUUUUUUUUUUUUUAAUGUUGGCACACGAACCGAAAAAAACAUCAUGUUGUAGGCCUUGCAAAUCACGCGGAUUGCUUCAGUUUGUGCUGGUGUGUUCUGAAAUCAUGCAAAUGAGCUUGCUAUCAUGGUUGUUCACCCAGUGGGCGGUAAUACAACCAUCACAUUCAAAGGGGUUGAACCAACCAACUCUAAAAGCAAUUACUGGCAACACUGAUUUUUCUGUUAAUUGGCUGAACCCUUUGGAACAUGACAUUUCUAAGGACAGCAUCUGAAAUGCAUUAUUGCUUUUAUUGCUGUUAUGAUUGUUAGGAUUUGGAUGCUACCAAAAUAUUCUGGAUGACACUCAAAUAUGACAGUUCCUGAUCGUGAGAACGGAGGAGUCUGAAAGACAAAGCAAUGUCAAAGGGAAUAAACAUUGCCCAAGUGCUUUAUAAUUUCAUGAUUAUUUUUUGAUAAACCCAUUGAAAAUAUUGAAGUAUAAGGGGGUAAUUGCUUUCCAUAGUGUGUCAGGAGAGGUUUUUCCAUACAUGGCUCAGUGGAAGAACAUCGGGAGUUCACUAUGUGGGAAGUGGGUAAAUAGGACUAUGAAGCCAACAUCAUUGAUAAGGCAGAUGAAAUGGCAUUGGCAGGAAAGGAAGGGUGCUCCUUGUGUGUCAGGUUGGAGUUGGGCGACUGAAGAGACUAACACAGACUUGAGCACAAUGCAGUGAAGAAAGGGUGCUACUUUUGGUAGCUUCUGGGAUGGACCAGAGAGGUGUGAUGUAUUCAGAGGUAAAUUAUGCCUUUUGCUGUCUGGAUAGUGGGGAAUGGCUAGGUCUAGGAUUGUUGUGGACUAAACAACAUCAGGAUUCAAAACCUAUUUGCUCCAAAAUUAAUCUGUUUUCUCGUGGAAGAAUUUAUUAUUUUCAGGGCUUUGCAAUAAAACUUAAUUUGUCCAAGACUUUAUUCACGUUAACCAACCUAUGUUUAUUUCAUUAAAGCUUUCAAUCCCUUAGAACUCUGUCUCCCUCUCUGUCGUUACCAUGCUUAUUGCACUCGGCACCCCAUCAGAGGUGUUAUAUGAGUUAGUUAAUGGCUAUAUAUUCCCUUAUAGAUGCCUACGCCCAUAGGGCAUUAGUUUUAGCACUUUACUAGAUCAGAGAAUGUGUAUCUGCAUUUGGAAAAGGACUCUUCAGAAUGAACAUGAAUUCUUGAGGAUGUUUUCAAGUCUUCAGCCUAUUCCUGACCUGAAUCUGAAUAAAGAAAAGUUAAAGCAUUGGCUGUUUUUCCUAGAGCAGCUAGUGUUGCUGUGAGCAAGAUCAGAGCUUUCAGUAGGAGACCUCCGAAGCAGAGUUUUCCUGAAAGUCUUCUUCAGCCCCACCUCACACUGCUGCAGGUCAGAUCCUCUUUCCUCCUCUGCUGCUUGUUUGGCAGAAGUUCUCCCUGCUGCACAAAAGGUUAAAGCACAUCUCCCACUGCUCGGUCCUGAGGUUGUGAUAUGAGCAGUAGCUAGCUGGGACUAAAGGAAAAAGAGAAUGAACAAUUACAUGGUAUGAGUAACAGGGACGAGCUACAUCAGUAUUUAUAUCAGGCGCUGUUUUUUUUUUCUCCAAAUUCUACUUAACUGUACUACUUGUCAACUGACUGUUUAGUCAUAGUUUGGCUAAGGAAGUAUGUCACAAGAGUAGACAGGUACUUUUUUCUGUAGGCAUGACAGCAUGGUAGUGAUUGAGAGAGAGUUGAAGAGAAGGUAAGAGUGCAGGAGGCUCAGUUACAAUUAAAAAAAAUCCACCAUUGAUGAUUUUGAUAAAUAAAAUAACAAUUUGAGUCCAAUAUUUUUUUGUGUUAUUCUCAUUAAAGACCAGAUUUUUUCUCUUCUUCUUCUUCACAGAGUUGCAAUAUGCUUGAAAACAGGUCAACCUUUUUUCUCCAAGAUGAUCCCUCCCAACUUCGUCUAUCUUUCCUCAUAAGUGAACUUUCCUAGCUUUUCCUUUUGCCUGUUGUUCUCCUCUGGACUUUCACUGACUGGCUCACAUUUUCCUUGCACCUGGACACUGCCUGGAAAUAGGGCUGACAGAACUGAGUGCAGUAGGCACGCUUCUUCUCCCAUAUCACAUACAACAUUUCCUCAGCGAUGUGGUGGCAACCACUCACUUUUAGUUUCUGUCCCUCUGUAGUUCCAGAGCUCACGCUGCAGACCCAGAGCUCAGCAGCAAUUCCCAAGCAGGUAUUCCUGCAGCUAGUACUUCACAUUCAGCUCUGCCGAACUAGGGACUGUGCUUUUCAGGACACAGUAAUGGCAGUGGUAUUUCGACUGUAAAUGUUAUUUUAUUUCCCCAAAUCAUCAAUGGUAGUUUUUUUGUUUUGUUUUGUUUUUUAAUUGUAACCGAGCCUCCUGCACUCUUACUUUCUCUUCAAUAUUUCCCUGCUGUCACUCAGUAAAUCACCUUUCCUUGAGCCAGCACUCUGUUAGCAGGGAGAUGCAACACCUACAGCUCCUUCAGGCAGAGGAUGCUGCCCACCCAGAGGUCUGCCACAGAUCCUCUGUGAGGUGAGCUCAGGCACGUUCGGGCUGCCUCAGCCUUCGUGCAUGCACAGGGGUUGGGCAAUGCGUGGUCUUUAAGGUCCCUCCCAACCCCAACCAUUCUAUGAGUCUCUGAAGAUCCAUAAACCUGAUGAUUUUGGGGUGCACAAAGCGAAAACAAGUGUGUUACACUACUUAGUAGAAUUAUAUAAAGAACUAUCUAAGUGUUUUGUUGCCACAUUGCCUCUAUUUACACCUCUUAGAUUUUGGUUUAUGAGCAGCAAAAGCAAACUGUCACUAUUUGCUGUAAAUUGAAGCUUUUAAUAACUGUGUCUGUUCUACAACAUUUGUCAGCUUUGAAUAUUCUGUCAGUAGAAAAUAAAAAUAGCAGGAAAUCUCAGCAACAGUGACACUGAAAAUUUAUCUGCUUAUGCUCUAAAAGGUGUAAAAUACAGGCUUCAGGAAUAAACAUUUGUAGUUUUCCUUUCACAAAAGUAAAUUUGCAUUUACUGUGGCUAACAGUAAACUGUAUGUAGGUCCCUGCCAAAAUAAAUGAUAAAUAAUUUUUAUGUAAUGGAGUUAUCUAAACAAAUACUACUACACCUUAAAUGGUAAAAGAUGGCCAAAUAGGUAUUGUUUGGCAGACUUCAGCAUGAAGUGCGCUGUUGGAUGUGAAGAUGAAAUGGUAGAAAUGCUUUGAAGAGUGCUUCUGCUCAGGAAGAGAAAUGUUUAGCAUCUUGUAAAACUGGCUAUCAAAUGUUGUGCAUGGUUGUUUUAAAGUUGUUUUUUUUUAUUUAAAAAAAUAUUUAAUGUGGAAAUAUUAUAUGUUAAAAAUAAUAAAAAGAAAAAGGGGUUAGAUAUGCUAUCUAUAGUACGUAUAGGAAAAAUCUGCAUAUUUUGUUGCUCUUUUUUUCAGCCUCACUGAGGGAGAUGCUCUUUUGAUACUUGUAUGGAGUUAUUUUUGGUGUCAUGUUUGCUUUAUUGCUCAAUAGCAUUUUUCUUUCAU